Molecule: messenger RNA, 2086 nt
Organism: Salarias fasciatus (jewelled blenny)
Lineage: Eukaryota; Metazoa; Chordata; Actinopteri; Blenniiformes; Blenniidae
Gene: p2ry8
Product: P2Y receptor family member 8
Exons: 3
Coding region: 356-1384 (342 amino acids)
Biological process (GO): positive regulation of Rho protein signal transduction; phospholipase C-activating G protein-coupled receptor signaling pathway
Cellular component (GO): plasma membrane
Molecular function (GO): G protein-coupled receptor activity
Source: RefSeq, a predicted model, not a curated record
GAAUUACACGAGGAGGAAACAGACGGUGGCACAUGGCGGCUGUGAUGAGUGACGAGUGGAUGUGUGUUCUCUCCACGCCGGUGAACAUGAGGGGAGAUUCAAGCAUGUCUUGGUCUUCAGUGUCACUUCCAAGGCUCGAUCGAAUGGUGUGGCGGUUACAGCAGUUAGGAGGAUGAAGAUUGUCACAUGAUCCAUUUCCCCUCUCUAGCACUGUAAAAGGUUCAAAGCCCAUUUCCUUUGCCGCCUGACUCAGACACAGUAUCUUUGCUUCCAUCUACAACUGACGCUCACAUGCCUCCCAGCCUCCGUCUCCUUCUGUUGUCUCCAGGUACUCAGUGAUCCUUCCUCUACAAUCAUGGCUGUGAAUUCCAGCAGCAACAAACUGGACAACGACACGCUACUCAUGCUCCAGGAUGUAAACACCAGCAUCAUUAUUUCUGUCGUCUACAUGAUCGUCACCGCCAUCAACCUGGCGGGAAACGGGCUGUCCAUGUGGCUCCUCCUCUUUCGUACCUCGCCAAAGACUCCCUCCAUCAUCUUCAUGAUUAAUCUGACGUUAACCGACUUGGCUCUGGGCAUCGCCCUGCCUUUUCAGGUUUCCUACCAACUCCAAGGGUAUCACUGGACUCUGGGACCAGGCUGGUGCAGAUUCUUGACGCUGGUUUUCUACACCAAUAUGUACUGCUCCAUUCUGACCAUGAUGGCCAUCAGUAUCGACCGCUACCUGGGCAUUGUGAGACCAAUGAGCUUCAGACAGUCCACCAAGAGGAAGUCCAUCGCUUUCGUCAGCUGCUUCCUGAUGUGGGGUUUAGUGCUCAGCGUAUUGUACCCUCUGAUGACCACAGACCUGACCUAUCACGUUCCUGAACUUGGGAUCACCACAUGUUUUGAUGUACUGAAGAAAGACAUGCUCCCCUCCACGCUGGCCUGGGCGGCCUUCCUCCUCACCAUGGUGUUUGUGCUCUUUCUCUUCCCCUUCUGUGUCACGACGUUCUGCUACGUCAACGUCAUACGCAAGCUGGCGAGCGACUCCAAGACAGCCCAGAAAGAGAAGGCUAUUCGUCUGGCCUUUGUCGUCCUCCUGGUAUUCACGCUCUGCUUUGCACCCAACAACAUCCUCCUGUUUGUUCACUCUGUGUUGAGACUCUUCUGGGGGCAGUCUGUCUACACGGCCUACAAGCUGUCGCUCUGUUUGAGCUGCCUGAACAGCUGCCUCGAUCCAUUUAUUUACUACUUUGCUUCGAGAGAUUUCCGGCAAAAGUUGAGAGCGAUAAUGAAUCUGCAGAGCAUGAGUAGUGCUGACUCAGUGAAGUUGGAGCAGAAAGAAAGUAUGUACUCCACACACUUAGUUCCAGAAGGCCAGAGCACAGAAAGGUCUCUCUGAUACCACGGCAGCCACAGAUGACAGAUAAGACAAAAGGAUGUGACAACGGAAAUGUGAAAGGGAGUCAAACAAUGUGGUAACAGUUGACCGGAGUUUGAAUGCUGCUUUCAACAUCGUGUCUUAGAGACAAUUUCAAAAUCAGUGUCAUGGGUUUUUUUCAUGUGUGGCAGCUGAACUCACUCAAAUCUGAGCUCACUAUAGUUAAUAAUGAAAUGCCACGCACUGUGUACGGUAUAUAUUUUUAUAUUUUGCUCAAGAGCUCACACUGUUUAUUUUUAGAGAAAAUAUGUAUCAUUUAGAACUGUAAAUAAAAUGUGAAUAAAGCAUAUGUACCGUUGUAUUCCUCUUAAAGACUGCUGGUGUUACCGUUAUCAUCCUCCUGUUUGCUCACUCUGUGUGCUCUCCGUCUCUUUCCUUUUAUUUUCUUUAUAAACGUUCAUACUAUUGCAAAUAUUGGGACUUCCUGUUUUUCAGAAUGUUUAUAUUUAUUUAUAUUUCUCUUCUAUCCUGUUGCUGUUUGUUUCUAUUUUUUCCUUCAUGUAGAGAGUGAAGAAAGCCAGAGCCAUUGCCAUUAAAGCUGUUUCUGAUUCUGAUUCUGAUUCUGAUUCGGAACAUCAGGUAUCAGUAUCGAUGUAUAUAUCCCUGCACCGUCAUUGUUAUGCAAUGUAUGUUUUAUUUUUGUUGUGACAUUGCAAAAAAAAA